Chelonus insularis is the source of this 2043-nucleotide messenger RNA. RefSeq names its product putative sodium-coupled neutral amino acid transporter 11. The record is from RefSeq and is a predicted model, not a curated record. The coding region runs from base 288 to 1790 and encodes 500 amino acids. Lineage: Eukaryota; Metazoa; Arthropoda; Insecta; Hymenoptera; Braconidae. Gene Ontology annotation, biological process: amino acid transmembrane transport. The transcript is spliced from 7 exons. Gene Ontology annotation, molecular function: L-amino acid transmembrane transporter activity.
UCGAGUGACUUCAUGUCCACUUCUUUAUUCAAGAGUGUCUAAACAGCACUCGAGACGAUCAAUAAAUACCAUACUGAAUUUUAUUUUCUCUCGCCUAUUACUAAAACACUUCUGAUUAGUCGAUGUUGCUUGAACAUUCAGAAAAGACCCUACAACAUAGUAAUUGAUAAUUUGUUGCAAAAAGUAGGGUUAGUUUUGAGUGAUAACAUAUUUUAAUUGUCAAUGUUAUAAUCUAUAGUAAAACAGACUUGUUUUUUUUAAAAAAAAAAGUGAAUACAAUAUAAAAAAUGUCACAACAAAGUGUUAAUGAAAAAAGCUACAUUUUGGAUCAACGUAAAAACUUUGCUGAUCAAAAUGUUAGAAGUGUGGAUACUGAUGAUUCCUGUGAUGACCUGAGAGAACUUAUGCUGGACGAUGAUCCAAAUGCAGGAAAAUUUUCUUCUGUUCUCAUGGCGAGUUUUAACUUUAUAAAUUCUAUUAUUGGCAGUGGUGUUAUCGGUAUUCCAUAUGCUCUUUAUCAAUCAGGGUUUGGCCUAGGAAUUCUUCUAUUAAUUAUAGUAGCAAUUUUGACAGAUUAUUCUCUUAUUCUUAUGGUGAAAAGUGGACACAUUUGUGGUGAAAUGAGUUAUCAAGGCUUGAUGCGAGCAAGUUUUGGACGACCUGGUUUCUACAUUCUAUCUACUUUACAAUUUUUUUAUCCAUUUAUAGCUAUGAUAUCUUAUAACAUCGUUGUGGGUGAUACAGUAACUAAAGUAAUUAUCAGAGUAACAGGUGUUGGCAAAGAUAGUAUUUUUGCUCAAAGAGAAGUUGUCAUACUAUUAGCUACUUUAUGCAUCACUAUUCCAUUGUGUUUGUACAGAAAUGUUGCUCGGCUUGCGAAAAUCUCUUUUCUUUCACUUGCCUGCAUUGGAUUUAUUCUUUUGGCAAUUUUCAUCCGAAUUGGUUCCAUGUCAGCUCUCAUCCCAAAUAAAACAGAUAGUUGGAGAUUUGCGAACUUAAAAGGAGUAAUACCAUCCGUUGGAAUAAUGGCAUUUGCAUUUAUGUGCCAUCAUAAUACAUUUCUUAUAUACAGAUCAAUUGAGUGUGCUACUCAGCAGAAGUGGAAUAUAGUCACACACUGGUCUUUAUUUACAUCUUUUAUUAUUGCUGCAGCUUUUGGAAUUACUGGUUAUGUUACAUUUACAAGUCUUGUACAAGGAGAUCUCAUGGAAAAUUAUUGUUGGGAUGAUGACCUUAUGAAUUUUUCAAGAGUAUUAUUCAGUGGAACUAUCUUGCUCACUUUUCCUAUUGAGUGCUUUGUGACUCGUGAGGUCGUUCUAACAACAAUAAAAGGUACAGCAGAGACAGAAAAUCAUGAUAUGUAUACUGGAUCUGACAGACGAUAUUUCUUGAUAACAAUGGGAAUCAUAACUUGUGCAUAUUUUAUAUCAAUGUCAGAAGAUUGUCUUGGAGUUGUUCUUGAGCUAAAUGGUAUAUUGGCUGCAGUGCCACUAGCAUAUGUGCUUCCAGCUUUAUGUUAUAUUAAAUUAGAAGAAGGACCGGUGUUCUCUAUGAAAAAAGUACCUGCUAUUGCGCUUCUUGCAGCAGGCGCAUUUACUGCGAUUACAGGGCUUUAUCUUAUCAUUUUUCGUGAUAAUACCAUAAGUUCAUGUAAUCAUGGUCAAAUAAUGCCUUAUUGUUUAAAUCAUAUUGAUUCAAAUAUUACUACUACCGUUGUACCGGAUAUUCCAGGUGCUGGAAACAAAAUUAUGUCUAUUUUAGAUAAUAAUUUUACGUCUUCACAUAAUUAAAUCUUUGAUGGUUUCAUAAAAAAAAGUUAUAUUGAUGAAAGUAAAAACAAUUCUCUUCAUAUACAGUAUUAAAUGAUAAAUGAUAUUCACAAUAUGUAUUGUGAUAUCUUUAUUUUUAUAUGAAUUAAGUAGCCAAAUAAAUUUUUGAGUUCUUUUUUCAUAGCCAUGGUAUGUCCGACUAUCUUAUUUAUUAAAUGAAUAAUAUUUUUUAAAAAUAUUACAUGGAUCUUUACGUACAUAUAUAUAAGCUUAU